Molecule: messenger RNA, 1952 nt
Organism: Neolamprologus brichardi
Lineage: Eukaryota; Metazoa; Chordata; Actinopteri; Cichliformes; Cichlidae
Source: RefSeq, a predicted model, not a curated record
AUGUCUUCCCUUCAACUUCCGGCUGAGUUUGUCACCGAGGCCGUGACUGCUGACGGAGGAGGAGGAGAAGCAGGAGGUGGCAGAGAGUUUGAACAACGCACCGAGGAGGAGAUGGACCGCGAGCGCAGGCGCAGACUGCCGGACGUCACCUGCAAACUUGACAGGCAGCCGCACCGGACAGGUGAGCAAAACCGGAAACGAUCAGAGAGACAACGAGAGGAAAGAAAGCGGGUGAUCUGCGUCAUAAAGGAUUCCCCACAGAGCAACCUGGGGUUUAGACUGGAUGACCUGCUCUACCUCCUGAGCUACAGGUGGGACUUUACCCAGCUGGUCUGCGUCUUCCUCGUGGACUUGGACAAGCACUCGUCACUGAUAGGCCACAUGAGAACCCACACAGGUGAGAAGCCUCACUGCUGCAACACCUGUGGGAAACGUUUCUGGCAAGCAGUGUCUCUGAAAAUCCACACAAGGAGCCACACGGGCGAGAAACCGUAUUCCUGCCAAACAUGUGGUAAAGGGUUCAGCAGCUGUGACUCGCUGACCGUCCACACCAGAACCCACACAGGUGAAAAACCUUACCCCUGCAACACCUGUGGAAAGAGAUUUAGGCAGUCUUCGGGACUGAAGAGUCACAUGAGAACUCACAAAGGUGAAAGGUUGUACUCGUGUGAGACGUGCGGGAAAAGCUUCACUAAGAACGUCAGCUUGCUCCUGCACAGGCGGACCCACAGAGACAAGAAGUCUUACACCUGCAGCACCUGUGAGGAAAGGUUCAUCUGCCCUUUAGAGCUGGACAAUCACAUGAGAACUCACACAGGUAAAAAGCUUUAUUUCUGCGAGACGUGCGGGAAAUGUUUCACUCACAGCUCCACUUUGGCCGACCACAUCAGAACGCACACAGGCGAGAAGCCGUACGCCUGUGAAACCUGCACCAGGCGCUUCAGUAGUCGCGCUUACCUGAAAGUCCACAUGAGAACGCACACAGGCGAGAAACCGUUUACCUGCAAAACGUGCGGAAAAGGUUUCAGAAGCUGUACUCACCUGAUAGCCCACGUGAGAAUCCACACAGGUGAGAAACCAUACACCUGUAAAGUGUGUGGGAAACGAUUUAGCCGCUCGUCGGGACUGAAGAACCACAUGAUGACUCACACAGGUGAAAGCGCCUUUUCUUGUGAAACGUGUGGAAAAAACUUCUCUAGCUGUCCUCCUCUGAUAGUCCACAUGAGAACCCACACAGGUGAGAAGCCUUACUCCUGCGACACCUGUGGAAAAGAGUUCAGUAGCACCUCUCAUCUGAAAAAACAUAUGAUUGUGCACACAGGUGAGAAGCCGUAUGCCUGUGAUCUCUGCGGUAAAAGCUUCACUAGCAGCUCCUACCUGAAAGUCCACAUGCGGAGCCACACAGGUGAGAAACCGUAUUCCUGCAAAACAUGUGGGAAAGGUUUCAGCAGUAAGCCGCCGCUAAUAGUUCACAUGAGAACCCACACAGGGGAGAAGCCUUACACCUGCAAUAGCUGCGGGGAAAGAUUUACGUAUGCGACGGUGUGGAAAAAUCACAUGAGAGCUCACGACUCUCACACAGCAUCCUCUUAGGAGAGGAGCAGCUGAGGAAACAUCAGCAAACAGGAAGAAUCGGCGCGGUUUCGACCAGGAGGGAUUGACUUCAAUCUGAAGUGACCAGCACUGACUGGUUCUUUCAGAUUAAUGGACCAAACUUGUAGGUCAAGUAAGCUGGAGGUCGUGUUGGAGAACCUGGCUAAAGGCUGAUUUAUGGGACUGAGUUUUGUUUUUAUUCUGGUGUUCAAUGUUUUCUCAAUACACUGGAUGAAAUGGUUCAUCAUGGUUUCCAUAAGUGUUUUGUACAGUUUAGAGUCAAUGAUGUGAUUUAUGGGCUUUAUAUAUUAUAAAUGAAACAAAGAAUGCAGCAGAGUGAUGCAAAGCUUUCUAUCAAU